UUGAAUAACAAGAAAAUAAGAUUUAUUGUUGGAUUUAAAUUUAAAAAACGAAAUUAUCUUAACCCACUAAAUCAGUAAACAGAAUUUUGACCCAAUCAAUCCACUAAAUCAGUAAACAGAUUUUUGACCCAAUCAACCCACUAAAUCAGCAAUUUUGAAUCAAUAUUCAACAUUCCUCCUUGAUUCAAAGUUGCAAAACUUCAACUUUGUAUGGAGCACUUCUCUCCAAAUUUCUUCCCAAUUGUAAAGCACUUCUCUUCACUUCUUGAUGCACUUCUCAUCACAAUCAAUACUUUGAUGCACUUCUCAUCACAAUCAGCUCCGAUUAAUUCUGCCAAUGUAAUUUGGCUAAUAUCCCUUGAAUCUUCAAGGGAGGAGAUUUUUGCCUCAAACCUCUCAGGCAGUUCAGCUGACGAUACACCAAGUUCGAGUGCUCACCCCUCUCCUACUGUCAAUCUUACUUGUGAGUACGCCCAUACCAUCCAGACCAGUUUGCCAGCAAGAAAACCAACAGCCUCCGGUCGCCCAUUCCACCACAGCAGGUUUAAGCCCUCGACCCUCUCCCGCCAUCUCAACCUUAGUCGUGAAUACGCCACUUUUACCCAGCCACAUUCAUAUGGUGAGACACGGUCCGAUAUUCACCACAAUGAACCAUCUUACGAAGAUCCAGAACCAUGGCAAGGGAAGGAGACCCUUGUGGAACAAAGCCUUUCAGCUCAGAUCCUUAACCCAAGCCGAGAGUGUGUCCAAGAAGCACUUCAGCAUACUCGGCCUAACACCCUUACCCGCCUUGUCUCUGCUUGCUUUGACCACAGCGAGAAGAUAUUCCAUUUAUGCCUCAUCCUCUGUGAUAGCAUCCGGUGUUCCCGCUCUAGGGUCCGCCAUGCUACUUCUUGUUCCACUUUUUGUUUGAUUGGUACCGUUGUUGCUGUCGCAAUAUCCGCUAUAGCUAUAGCUUCCCAUGCUCUCAUUGCUCUAGUUGCAGGUCCAUUACUCCCUGCAUUCCUUCCUUCAAAGAUCACUAAGAAGGAGCUGGCCCAUCUGUCACAGCUUGAUGCUGCAGCUAGUUGAACGAUUAUAUGCUGCCAUUGAGGUGACAAGCUUCUCAUUCGCCUAGGAUUGGACAGAGGCAGGGACAGGCAUCCUAUCCAUGAGGUUGCAAAGCAACUUAAAAAGAACCACUAUAAUUUUCUCGGCCAGCUUAUGGAUCUUGAGGAACAUUUAUGCCUCUGUUUGUCUGCUAUAAAUAGGGCUAGAUCUCUCCUCCUCCAGGAGAUAUAUCUUCAUCGGGCUCAUUACCCGUGGUAA
Diospyros lotus (date-plum) is the source of this 1308-nucleotide messenger RNA. RefSeq names its product UPF0496 protein At3g19330-like. The transcript has 5 exons. The record is from RefSeq and is a predicted model, not a curated record. Lineage: Eukaryota; Viridiplantae; Streptophyta; Magnoliopsida; Ericales; Ebenaceae.